AUGGAACCAAAGAACCUAACAGGGGCUUCAGAAUUUCACCUUCUGGGAUUUUCAGAGAAACCAGAACUGCAACCUCUCAUAUUUGGACUUUUUCUCUCCAUGUACCUGAUCACUGUGUUUGGAAACCUGCUCAUCAUCCUGGCUGUCAGCUCAGACUCCCACCUCCACACCCCCAUGUACUUCUUCCUCUCCAACCUGUCUUUUGUAGACAUCUGCCUCACCUCCACCACCAUCCCAAAGAUGCUGUGGAACAUCCAGACCCAGAGCAAAAUCAUAACAUUUGAAGGCUGCAUUACCCAGGUGUAUUUUUUCACACUCUUUGUAGUACUGGACAUUUUACUGCUGACUGUGAUGGCCUAUGACCGCUUCAUGGCCAUCUGUCACCCCCUGCACUACAUGGUCACCAUGAACCCCCAGCUCUGCCAACUGUUGGUGCUGGUGUCCUGGCUCAUCAGUGUCCUGCAUUCCUUGUUAGAAAGCCUAAUGGUGUUGAGACUGUCCUUCUGUACAGUCUUAGAAAUCCCCCACUUUUUCUGUGAACUCAAUCAGAUGAUACAACUUGCUAGUUCUGACCCCUUUCUCAAUAACAUACUGAUAUAUUUUGCAGCUGUCCUGUUGGCUGGUGGUCCCCUCUCUGGCAUCCUUUAUUCAUAUUAUAAGAUACUUUCCUCCAUACGUGGAAUCUCAUCAGCUCAGGGGAAGUAUAAAGCAUUUUCCACCUGUGCAUCUCACCUCUCCGUUGUCUCCUUAUUCUACUGUACAGGUUUAGGAGUAUACCUUAGCUCUGCUGGUACCCACAGCUUACAGUCAAGUGCAACAGCCUCAGUGAUGUACACCAUGGUCACACCCAUGAUGAACCCCUUCAUUUACAGCCUGAGAAAUAAAGACUUAAAGAGGGGUCUGAAAAUACUCUUUGAAGAGGUAGCUCUAAAAUGUCAUUUUGUCCUUGGGCUUAAGAAGUGCCCUUGA
Messenger RNA from Cervus elaphus (red deer), 969 nucleotides. RefSeq names its product olfactory receptor-like protein OLF4. Gene Ontology annotation, cellular component: membrane. NCBI's taxonomy places the organism in Eukaryota, Metazoa, Chordata, Mammalia, Artiodactyla, Cervidae. The coding region runs from base 1 to 969 and encodes 322 amino acids. Gene Ontology annotation, biological process: G protein-coupled receptor signaling pathway. The record is from RefSeq and is a predicted model, not a curated record. The transcript has a single exon. Gene Ontology annotation, molecular function: G protein-coupled receptor activity; olfactory receptor activity.